Messenger RNA from Chanos chanos (milkfish), 1197 nucleotides. RefSeq names its product tryptophanyl tRNA synthetase 2, mitochondrial (gene wars2). Lineage: Eukaryota; Metazoa; Chordata; Actinopteri; Gonorynchiformes; Chanidae. The record is from RefSeq and is a predicted model, not a curated record. The transcript is spliced from 6 exons. Gene Ontology annotation, cellular component: mitochondrial matrix; mitochondrion. The coding region runs from base 1 to 1095 and encodes 364 amino acids. Gene Ontology annotation, biological process: mitochondrial tryptophanyl-tRNA aminoacylation. Gene Ontology annotation, molecular function: tryptophan-tRNA ligase activity; ATP binding.
AUGGCGCUCCACAUCAGGAAGAGCAUGAAGUCGCUCUUUCGUUUCAAUCAAAAGAAUACUGUCAUUAGAAGAUUAUUCAGCGCCGAAACAUGUACAGAAUUAAAGGGUCCUUCGUCGGGACGUGUGUUCUCUGGGAUCCAGCCCACAGGUGUACCUCAUCUGGGGAACUAUCUGGGUGCCCUGGAGAGCUGGGUGGCCAUGCAGGGGCAGUAUAGCUCCGUGCUUUACAGCAUCGUGGAUCUGCACUCCAUCACUCAGGCCCAGGACCCGCAGCUGCUCCGACAUAGCAUACUGGACAUGGCAGCCAGUCUGCUGGCCUGCGGAAUCGACCCGAAUCGAUCCAUCCUCUUCCAGCAGUCACAGGUAUCGGAACACGCAGAGUUGUCCUGGAUCCUCGGCUGUCUCACCAGCAUGCCUCGUCUUCGACACCUGCCCCAGUGGAAGAUGAAGAGUAAGCAGAAGAAUGAGGGCAGUGUGGGUCUUUACACUUACCCUGUGUUACAGGCUGCAGACAUACUUCUCUAUAAGUCCACUCAUGUUCCUGUUGGGGAGGAUCAAGUCCAACAUUUAGAGCUGGCCCAGGACCUGGCCCGAAUCUUUAACAACCAGUAUGGAGAGUUCUUCCCUGAACCACGGGCUCUACUCAGUACCACUCGGAAAGUCAAGUCCCUCCGAGAUCCCUCAUCUAAAAUGUCCAAGUCGGAUCCUCAGAAGCUCGCCACGGUCUUCCUCACCGACACACCUGAAGAUAUCGCCUUCAAAAUCCGUCGCGCGGUAACAGAUUUCACCUCCGAAGUAACCUUCGACCCCGAAGGACGACCGGGCGUGUCCAACCUGGUCUCCGUGCACGCCGCCGUGUCCGGUCAGAGCGUGGAGGAGGUUGUCAGGCUGGCCCGAGGCCUGGACACAGGACAGUACAAAACUCUGGUGGCCGAGGCCGUCGUCCAGAAGCUGGAGCCGAUCCGGCUUGAGAUCCAGAGACUGAGGGCUGACAGGGGCCACCUGGAGAGCCUGCUUACCCAGGGAGCAGAGAGAGCCCGUGCACUGGCAGCUCCAGUUCUCAGAGAGGUCAGACAGCGAGUGGGUUUCUCCUGAGAGAUGGGGGAUAGAGACUGUUCUUUAUCAAAGCGACCUCUUUUACUGUUGGACACAUACUUACGAGAGCCUGGGACGCCCAGAACCCUCCUAAGGGGGUGA